AUGGCAAACACGGGCUACACGUCGCCGUUCCCAACGUCCCACGACACUAUCGGGCAGUCUACACUUGUGACGCCCCUAUUUAUGCCUUCCUCUCCACCGCAAAAACCCUCUAGCCCAGCGACAGAAGCGCCGCAAUCUCCACAGUCACCGCAAUCACCACAUUCACCUCAGUCGCCACAGUCGCCGCGUUCACCACAAUCUCCACCACGCCCUGAGAGCCCGGCCUCUGAGCAAUUUGACCCCCACCAAGACGACGAUGAUGAUGAUGAUGAUGAUGAUGAUGAUGAUGCGCAUCCAAGCGAUCACGAAUCGCACCACGAGGAUCAGCUGCAGGACUUGUCUCGCCCUUCAACUCCGGGAAGCCCUCGGGGUUUCGAUUUGGAUGCCCGCCUCGCCGAUUACACCCUCGACUUCAGCGCUUUUCCAAGCAGUAAGUUCCUAGAUGGCAAGGAUGGGCAACUACUCCCGGAGGCAAAGGAUGACGAGCAAGACAAGCUCUCCGACGUGGGCGGACCCGAAGACUUUACUGCAGAUAUGGAGAGAUACUUGAUGGGCGAGGGCAUGUCGAGCGUCAGAAAAAGCUGGGUCAAUGACAGCAGUGAGCUACCAGGGUCAGCAUCACGAUACAACUCCACGAGGUCGCGGCAAGCGGCCGUUGAAGAAGAUGUAGAAGCGGGCGAAAUCAGCGAGUUCGGGCCUCCAGUCGAUAUGUCUACACCGUCGCAUUUCUUGCACAGAAAUAGCGCACUAGCAAGGGAUUCGACACAACUGGAAGACAUCGAAGAGGACCCACGCGAUGAACUUUCUGCCAUCGCGUCACCAUCCGAGCGCAAACUGUCGAUAACUUCGGAUAACGAGGCGGAAAACUUGGAGCAGCGCCUGCACCAGCGUAUCAUCGAGCUAGAAGAGGAAGUCCAAAAUCGGGAUGAGCAGCUGCAUAAAAAUCGCAAGCGCGUACUCGAGGCCGUCUCAGCCGUCGAGCAGAUCCGACACCUGCAGGCUGAGCUACAGCUCAAGAAUGAACAGCUGGACGAAAUCUCUGCGAGGAGCGGAGACGAAGCGAAGCUCCGUGAGCAAAUAGAGGCCCUCCAGCGGCAGAACAAUCAACGGGAGAAGAUACUCCAGAAAUCUACGGCAAGCCAGCCGGACUUUAGUGCUGUCGAGCAACAAAUUCGAGACAUGCAAAAACAGCUCCAAAACAGGGAUUCUCAGAGCUCGCUGGAUGCCGAGCGUUUAGAGACAAUUUCCCAUCUGCGGCAACAGCUGCAUCUUACCCAAGAACAACUGAAGAAGCGUGAUGAAACUUUGGACGAGACAAUGACCAAACUUAAAGAGGUCACCCGGGCGAAGGAAGUCCAACUCCAUGAGAAAAACUGUGAGAUUGAUAGGCUCAAGGGUGAAAUGGACGAUCAAGCACUGGAAAAUGAGAGGCUGGAAACCGAACUCGAGCGCGCCAACAGAGACUACCAGACGCUCGAAGAUCGUCUGACUGCUUUAGAGACAAAGAGCGGUCCACUCGAGGAAAGAAAUCACUCCCUCGAGGCAGAUCUUACCCGCGUCCAGUCGCAGGUCGAAGCGCAAGAAAGCGCUCUCAAAGCCGUAGCAGCGGAUCUGCCCAUCGGUAGCCGAAGCACAUACAGUGAGAUUCUUGAUUUGAUCAAAGAUCUCGGCGGGGAGGACCCAGCACCAAGACUCGGCUCUCCUCCAAAGGAAAGGUCUUUUGAUGAUGGCGAUGUACAGCAGCUGGGCCAGGAAAUCACCAAGCUCCAGCAAGAGCUGCAAGAAGCCACUGCUUCGCAGAAGGCUUCGGAUGCUGAGGCUAGCCAGCUUCGAGAACAGCUCUCAGAGACACAAAUUCUGAUCAAGGCGAUCGAAAAGGAAAACUUGCGCCUCACUACACGAGUGGAAGAGCUCACCUCCAAACUAAACAACACUCAACAUGACCUGACACGCACACAAGAGGAGCACGCCGAGUCUCUCGAGACCAUUGCUCGUCUCCAGGAAGAAGUCCUUGGUCAACCUCCAAGUCCCCCUCUUUCACCACCUCGGACUCGCAGCACGGACCACGCAGAUGCACAGGACGUCGCAAAGACAGCAGAGCUGGAAGCAACUCAUCAAGCCCAGAUUCGCAGUCUGCAAACCGCCCACUCUACAGCCAUCUCCACCCUUCGCUCAUCCCACGCCGAAUCGAUGCGUAAAAUCCGUAAUCUCCUCACAUCCGCCGAACAGCGCGAAGCAGAACUGCGGACAGAACUCACGACCAUCCGGACUUCGAUCGUGACCCAAGAAUCACAACUGCGCAAGGCAUUCAAGUCUGAAAUCAGACGGCUAGAGGCUGUUAUCGCCGCUAAGGAUGAAACUGCCGCAGCUAUGGAUGAGCGUAUCGCAUUGUCUGUGGAUAAGCGGGAACGUGAAUGGGAGCGUCGUGUGGAUCUUCUGCUCAAGGAGCGUGACCGCAUGGCCAAGGCUCUUAUGAUGUACUGGGGGGAAAAGGAGAUGGGCAAGGGUCCUGGUCCUUUGGCUGAGGGGAAGGAGGGACGUCGACGGGAUGGGGAUGAUGCGGAUGGCAAGCAGGGACAGGUGUACAAAUACAAGUACGCUCAGAAGCAGCGAUCUAGGACGGGGGAUAAGAAGGUAUGA
This is a messenger RNA of Penicillium brasilianum, 2640 nucleotides long. The record is from the annotation of a GenBank genome assembly. NCBI's taxonomy places the organism in Eukaryota, Fungi, Ascomycota, Eurotiomycetes, Eurotiales, Aspergillaceae.